CGCCUCUAUAAGCGCCGCCGCGGGGCGGGCGCAGGAGCCGCGGCUCGACUCGUUCCGUCCUGUCCUGCUUUGCACCGCCCGCCCCGCCGGGAGCAUGUACCAGAGCCCCGUGCGCUGCCUCUGCUCGGCGCUGCCCGCACUCUGCUGCGCCCCCGCCGCUGCUUCGGCCUCCCUCCUGCCGCCCCGGCCCCGCUGCUCCCCACCGCCGCUCGGCCCCGCCGCCCUGCGGGCAGCAGCGCCGGGAGGCCCGCCCGCCCUGGGGGCACCGCCCCGCACAGUGUGUUCCAUGGGAAACAGCACCAGCCGGCUCUACAGCGCGCUCGCCAAGACGCUGAGCAGCGGCGCCGUGUCCCAGCACCAGGACUGCCUGGAGCAGCCGGACUCGGCACGGCUGGACCCUAUAGACCCCAAGGAUUUGCUGGAGGAAUGCCAGAUGGUGCUGCAGAAACGGCCACCCCGCUUCCAGAGGAGCUUUGUGAACCUGAGGAAGAACGCUGCCAGCAACCACCGCCCCAUUCGCGUCAUGCAGUGGAACAUCCUUGCCCAAGCUCUGGGAGAAGGCAAAGACAACUUUGUUCAGUGCCCCAUGGAAGCUCUGAAAUGGGAAGAGAGGAAAUGCCUCAUCCUGGAGGAAAUCCUGGCGUACAAGCCUGACAUCUUGUGCCUGCAGGAAGUCGACCACUACUUCGACACCUUCGAGCCGCUCCUCAGCCGACUGGGCUACCAGUGCACGUUCUUCCCGAAGCCCUGGUCCCCCUGCCUCGACGUGGAGCAGAACAACGGCCCCGACGGCUGCGCCUUGUUCUUCGUCAAAGAGCGCUUCCAGCUCGUCCACAGCGCCAACAUCCGCCUGACCGCCAUGAAGCUGAAGACCAACCAGGUGGCCAUCGCCCAGACGCUGAAGUGCAACGAAACCGGGAGGCUGUUCUGCAUCGCCGUCACGCACCUGAAAGCCCGCACGGGCUGGGAGAGGUUCCGCUCCGCCCAGGGCUGCGACCUGCUCCAGAACCUGAAGAGCAUUACCCAGGGCGCCAAGAUCCCGCUGAUCGUCUGCGGAGACUUCAACGCGGAGCCGACCGAGGAGGUCUACAGAGAGUUCUCCAACUCCAGCCUCAACCUCAACAGUGCGUACAAGCUGCUGAGCCCCGACGGGCAGUCCGAGCCCCCCUACACCACCUGGAAGAUCCGGCCCUCGGGAGAGUGCCGGCACACGCUGGAUUACAUCUGGUAUUCCCAGCACGCCUUGAACGUGAACUCGGCCCUGGGCUUGCUGACUGAAGAGCAGAUUGGGCCCAACAGGCUCCCUUCCUUCAAUUACCCUUCUGAUCACCUCUCUCUGGUGUGUGACUUUAGUUUUAACCAAGACCCCGACAGACUGCUGUGAGGUGUUGGAAUGCCACCUGGUAUUGAUUGCCGUGUCUUAACUCACCACUACUGUAUUUUAGAGAGAACUUUUGAAGCUGGAAGCUCCUGGAGGAUGAGGAAAUACCUUUGGUUAGAUGUUAUUUUGGGCACUCAUUUGGAGUUAUCCUUGUCCUUCAGCACUUGUUAACCUGGAGCCUCCCAAGAGAGGAAGAAAGGAGUUGUGGGGUUGAUUAGCCUGGAGGAAGCUCAGGGGAGACCUUAUUGCUCUCUACAACUACCUGAAGGGAGGUUGGAGACAGGCAGGGGCUGGUCUCUUCUCCCAGGCAAGCAGCACCAGAACAAGAGGACAUAGUCUCAAGCUGCACCAGGGGAGGUUCAGACUGGGUGUUAGGAAGAAGUUCUUCAUAGAAAGAGAGAUUGGCCAUUGGAAUGUGCUGCCUGGGGAGGUGGUGGAGUCACCAUCACUGGAGGUGCUCAGGAGGAGACUUGAUAGGGUGCUUGGUGCCAUGGUUUAGUUGAUUAGGUGGUAUUGGAUGAUGGGUUGGAUUGAGAUGAUCUUGAAGGUCUCUUCCAGCCUGCUCUAUUCUAUUCAUUGUUCUCCUGGUGGUGGUUUUGCCAUGUCAGGGCUUGAAAAAUGGAAGGAAAAUGAGCUUUAUCCUUUCACUAACCCCUGAGUUUAAGGAUUUAAUCCUCUAAUGAAUGUGGAGGCCUUACUAUGUCAAUCCAAACACUUGUGUUUGUAAAACAACUUGCCCUAACAGCAUGCUGCUUUUAUUUAUUUCAUGCUAAGCUUAUGCAGGUACCAAAGGGAACGAGGCCUCACUGCUCAGUGAGAUCCUCUUCAGUCUAUUUGUUUUCUGUUGCAAUGAUGCAGUUCAGACACAAACAAAUCUAAGUUCACAUUAACGUUUUCUUCUCCUUUUUAUGUGACUUGCUAAGAGGAUGUCACUAAAAGUGAAUAGGUAAUAGCACAGUGUGAGGAAGGCCCCCUCCAGUAAGACCAGGUGAGGA
Molecule: messenger RNA, 2376 nt
Organism: Dryobates pubescens (Downy woodpecker)
Lineage: Eukaryota; Metazoa; Chordata; Aves; Piciformes; Picidae
Gene: NOCT
Product: nocturnin
Exons: 3
Coding region: 95-1384 (429 amino acids)
Biological process (GO): circadian rhythm
Molecular function (GO): poly(A)-specific ribonuclease activity
Source: RefSeq, a predicted model, not a curated record